Messenger RNA from Onychostoma macrolepis, 5499 nucleotides. RefSeq names its product collagen, type II, alpha 1a (gene col2a1a). Gene Ontology annotation, molecular function: extracellular matrix structural constituent; protein binding. The record is from RefSeq and is a predicted model, not a curated record. Lineage: Eukaryota; Metazoa; Chordata; Actinopteri; Cypriniformes; Cyprinidae. The coding region runs from base 166 to 4641 and encodes 1491 amino acids. Gene Ontology annotation, cellular component: collagen type II trimer. The transcript is spliced from 54 exons.
CGGAGCUCUGACUGACGCGGUGGGUUCUGUCUGUGUGUGCCUGCCGUCGGAUCCUCCCAAAUACAUCCACAUCCACUUUCACACUCCCCGUGAGCACAGAGCUGCCGCUCCGCCGGUUCUUCGGCGACUUUGACCCCUGAGGACCUGCAUGUCUAAUCUUUAGACAUGUUCAGAUUAGUGGAUUCACGGACUCUCCUGCUACUUGUAGCAACGCAUUGCGUUUUGCUAUCCCUUGUAAGAUGUCAACAAGAAGAUGACCAGGAAGACUAUGGCGGCUGCAUCCAAGAUGGCCAGCAGUAUGCAGACCGUGCAGUAUGGAAGCCAGAAGCGUGCCGUGUCUGUGUGUGCGAUGCAGGGGCAGUGCUAUGUGACGAGGUCAUCUGUGAGGACCUGAGAGACUGUGCCAAUCCCAUCAUUCCACCUGGAGAGUGCUGUCCCAUCUGCCCAGCUGACACCGACGAACCUAUCGUGUCACUUGGUGCAAAGGGACAGAAAGGAGAACCAGGCGAUAUUGCAGAUGUUGUAGGACCGAGAGGACCUGCUGGCCCAAUGGGACCCCCAGGAGAGCAGGGACCACGUGGUGAGAGAGGACUUAAGGGUGAAAAGGGAAAUACCGGCCCAAGAGGGAGAGAUGGCGAGCCUGGUACACCUGGAAACCCAGGACCCCCUGGACCACCAGGACCUAAUGGUCCCCCUGGACUCGGAGGAAACUUUGCUGCUCAGAUGGCUGGUGGUUUUGACGAGAAGGCAGGAGGUGCUCAGAUGGGUGUGAUGCAGGGUCCAAUGGGUCCAAUGGGUCCCCGUGGUCCUCCUGGCCCCACUGGAGCACCUGGCCCACAAGGUUUCCAAGGCAACCCUGGAGAGGCUGGUGAACCUGGCCCUGCUGGUCCUCUUGGACCCCGUGGCCCAUCUGGACCCCCUGGAAAACCCGGAAGUGAUGGUGAGGCUGGCAAACCUGGAAAGUCUGGUGAGCGUGGACCCACAGGGCCUCAGGGAGCCCGUGGAUUCCCCGGAACCCCUGGCCUUCCUGGCAUCAAGGGACACAGAGGACACCCAGGUCUUGAUGGAGCUAAAGGAGAGGCCGGUGCUGCAGGUGUUAAGGGUGAAUCUGGUGCUAAUGGUGAGAACGGUGCUCCUGGACCAAUGGGUCCACGUGGCCUUCCCGGUGAGAGAGGUCGUCCUGGACCUUCUGGUUCUGCUGGUGCCCGUGGUAAUGAUGGUCUGCCUGGUCCUGCUGGUCCUCCUGGCCCUGUUGGUCCUGCUGGUGCUCCAGGUUUCCCAGGAUCCCCUGGUGCUAAGGGUGAAGCUGGUCCUACUGGAGCUCGUGGACCUGAGGGCGCACAAGGACCCCGUGGAGAGGCCGGUACACCUGGAUCACCUGGACCCGCCGGUGCAUCUGGUAACCCUGGUACUGAUGGUAUUCCUGGUGCCAAAGGAUCUGCUGGUGGUCCUGGUAUUGCUGGUGCCCCUGGUUUCCCAGGACCCCGUGGCCCGCCAGGACCUCAGGGAGCUACUGGACCUCUUGGGCCUAAAGGACAAUCUGGAGACCCUGGUAUCCCAGGAUUUAAAGGCGAGGCUGGACCCAAGGGAGAGCGUGGUGUUGCAGGACCUCAGGGUGCCCCUGGGCCAUCUGGAGAGGAAGGCAAGAGAGGACCAAGAGGAGAGCCUGGUUCUGCCGGACCUCUCGGACCUCCUGGAGAAAGAGGAGCUCCAGGUAACCGUGGAUUCCCUGGUCAGGAUGGUCUAGCAGGAGCAAAGGGCGCACCCGGUGAUCGUGGUGUUCCUGGUGUGACUGGCCCAAAAGGAGCAACUGGAGAUCCUGGUCGCACAGGCGAGUCUGGUCUUCCUGGAGCCAGAGGUCUCACUGGGCGCCCUGGUGAUGCUGGACCGCAAGGAAAAGUUGGACCAACUGGUUCCCCUGGUGAAGAUGGACGCCCUGGUCCUCCUGGGCCUCUGGGAGCUCGUGGUCAGCCUGGAGUGAUGGGAUUCCCUGGACCUAAGGGUGCCAAUGGUGAACCUGGAAAACCUGGAGAGAAAGGACUUCUUGGACGCACUGGUCUUAGAGGUUUGCCUGGUAAAGAUGGAGAGACUGGAUCUGCUGGUUCACCUGGUCCUGCUGGUCCAGCUGGUGAGAGAGGAGAGCAGGGUCAACCUGGUCCAUCUGGCUUCCAGGGUCUUCCAGGACCUACUGGAGCCCCUGGAGAGCCUGGUAAACCUGGUGACCAGGGUGUUGCUGGAGAGGGUGGUGCUGCUGGUCCCACUGGACCAAGAGGUGAACGUGGUUUCCCUGGUGAGAGAGGAAGCUCUGGCCCUCAGGGUCUCCAGGGACCAAGAGGACUUCCAGGAACUCCCGGUACUGAUGGACCUAAGGGUGCAAUUGGACCAGCUGGUGCUGCUGGAUCUCAGGGCCCUCCUGGUCUGCAGGGCAUGCCUGGUGAGAGAGGAACUGUUGGAAUCCCUGGAGCUAAAGGUGACAGAGGAGACAGCGGAGAGAAAGGACCUGAAGGUGCUUCUGGCAAAGAUGGUGCAAGAGGUUUAACUGGUCCAAUUGGUCCACCUGGUCCUUCUGGUCCCAAUGGCGCUAAGGGUGAAACUGGUCCCAUUGGCUCAAUUGGUGCUCCUGGUGCUCGUGGUGCCCCUGGCGAUCGUGGUGAGAUUGGUGCACCCGGACCUGCUGGCUUUGCUGGACCUCCUGGUGCUGAUGGUCAGCCUGGAAUUAAGGGAGAGCAGGGUGAGUCAGGACAGAAAGGUGAGGCUGGAUCCCUUGGACCCCAAGGACCAUCAGGAGCACCCGGCCCAGUGGGCCCAACUGGUGUUACAGGACCUAAGGGAGCACGUGGAGCCCAAGGAGCCCCUGGUGCCACUGGUUUCCCAGGUGCUGCAGGAAGAGUUGGAUCACCUGGCCCCAAUGGUAACCCUGGUCCUCCUGGCCCUGCAGGGGCUGCUGGUAAAGAUGGUCCUAAGGGAGUUCGUGGUGAUGCCGGUCUCCCAGGCAGAGCAGGAGAUGCUGGACUGCGUGGAGCUCCUGGUGCUCCUGGAGAGAAGGGAGAGCCUGGAGAGGAUGGUCCUGCUGGUCCUGAUGGUCCUUCUGGCCCUGCUGGUCUUGCUGGUCAGCGUGGUAUUGUUGGUUUGCCUGGUCAGCGUGGUGAAAGAGGUUUCCCAGGACUUCCAGGACCCUCUGGUGAGCCUGGCAAACAGGGAGGUCCUGGCUCUUCUGGUGACCGUGGACCCCCUGGCCCUGUUGGACCUCCUGGAUUGACUGGACCUUCUGGAGAGACUGGACGUGAGGGUAAUCCUGGAUCUGAUGGUCCACCUGGUAGAGAUGGUGCUCCUGGUGUGAAGGGUGAGCGUGGUAACACUGGCCCAAUUGGUGCUCCUGGAGCUCCUGGUGCACCUGGUGCUCCUGGUUCUGUUGGUCCAGUUGGCAAACAGGGAGACAGAGGAGAGAAUGGCCCACAAGGACCUGGUGGACCCCCUGGACCCGCUGGAGCUAGAGGCAUGGUUGGACCCCAAGGGCCUCGUGGUGAUAAGGGUGAGGCAGGAGAAGCUGGAGAAAGAGGUCAGAAGGGACACAGAGGAUUCACCGGUCUGCAGGGUCUGCCUGGACCUCCUGGUGCUCCUGGAGACCAGGGUGCUGCUGGACCUGGUGGACCGAGUGGCGCUAAAGGACCUGCAGGACCUGUUGGACCAGCUGGUAAGGAUGGUUCUAAUGGUCAGCCUGGACCUAUUGGACCACCUGGACCUCGUGGACGCUCUGGAGAGUCUGGCCCAAGUGGUCCACCUGGUAACCCUGGACCCCCUGGUCCUCCUGGUCCCCCUGGCCCUGGCAUUGACAUGUCUGCCUUCGCUGGGUUGUCUCAGCCCGAGAAGGGACCCGAUCCUCUGCGUUACAUGCGUGCCGACGAGGCCUCCAGCUCUCUUAGACAACAUGAUGUGGAGGUGGAUGCCACACUGAAGUCAAUCAACAGCCAGAUUGAGGACAUCCGCAGUCCAGAUGGCUCCCGCAAGAACCCUGCACGCUCCUGCCGAGACCUGAAACUCUGCCACCCUGAAUGGAAGAGCGGUGACUACUGGGUGGAUCCUAACCUUGGUAGCAUGGCUGAUGCCAUCAAAGUUUUCUGCAACAUGGAGACCGGAGAGACCUGUGUGAAGCCCAGCACUCCUAAAAUCCCACGCAAGAACUGGUGGAGCAGCAAGAGCAAGAUGCAGAAGCACGUGUGGUUUGGAGAGAGCAUGAAUGGUGGAUUCCACUUCAGCUAUGCUGAUAGCAGCCAGACUCCUAGUACUACCAGCAUCCAGCUGAACUUCCUGAGACUGCUGUCUACUGAGGCCACUCAGACCAUCACCUACCACUGCAAGAACAGCGUUGCUUACAUGGACCAAGCCACAGGAAAUCUGAAGAAGGCCGUUCUGCUGCAGGGUUCCAAUGAUGUGGAGAUCAGAGCAGAGGGCAACAGCCGCUUUACAUAUGGAGUACUUGAGGAUGGCUGCAAGAAGCACACAGGUCAGUGGGCCAAGACUGUGAUUGAGUACAAAACUCAGAAGACAUCCAGGCUGCCCAUUGUGGACAUUGCUCCCAUGGACAUCGGAGGAGCAGAUCAGGAGUUUGGAGUGGACAUUGGUGCAGUCUGCUUCUUGUAAAAAAAAUAAAACAUAUGUGGAUUAUGAAAUAAGACAUGGAAAAAUACCAAUGACGAGCAAUAACUGUGAGGAUGCAAUACACUCUCCAAGUAACGAAAUAUGGAAGAAAAGAAAAGAAAUCUGAAAAUUGACGAAAGUUUUUUUUCUCUAAAACACAAAAAGUCGUGCUGUCCAUGUUUAGUGUGCAAGAAAAACCAGCGCUAAAUGGGAUUGCCCCAAAUAGUCUCUCCCUCUGAAAUCCAGCCAUGUUUCCCACAAGCCUUCAGUGCAGCGCCUCCUCCUGCCGGGAGCCAAGAGGGGGACAGAAUGAGCGAGCGCAAUCAAAAGAUUCAGAGAUUCAACGAAAGACAGAAACAUGGCUUGAUGUCAUCACAUCCUGCAGGGGGUGGGUGGUUGGGUGAUGCUGUACAGCGUCAUGGCUGGAUACCACAGUUGUCCCUCCCACUAAAGAAGAAAGAAGGCCAUGCCCAGUCCCACUUCACCCUUCCCUCUGCCUCUUGACUGUGACUCAGAAGAAAACAUCACAUUAUGCAAGAUUUUGUGGAAUGUUAAACCUGAGGAGGGAAUAAGUUAAUAUUUACUGUGUAUAGUAACAAAAAAAAUCUUGAUUCAGUCUGUACUGAAACAGCCAGAUCUAUAUAUUUUCACAAUUAUAUGUGUUUGUGUGUGUGAGCAUGUGCCUAUACACACCGACAAUAUUUUGGGGAAAGUGCAGUUCCAUUUCUUUUUUGUUUGUUUGUUUGUUUUGUGUAAAUCUUUUUUUUUUUUCCCAUGAUUGCCCAAACUAGGAAGUUUUGGUCCCUUAACAUAACAGCAGAAAAAGAAAAAAAAAUCUAAUAAAUUUGGAAACCAUUUCUA